UUAAGUUCCGCACUUAAUUGAAUUUGGAGGGAAAACCAAAAAAAAUCCCUAAAUUUCACCGGCGAAAUGCGUAGACGACGGCUGCAACUCCGAUACUCCUCCGACGAAGAAGAAGAAGACGAAGAUGAAACUGGAACAAGCGGAAUUGGUGAUUCUGCUCGGAGCGGUGGUAUAGCCUCAGCUGUACUACAACCGGAAACCUCAGUAGCUUCGAAUUCUAACCCUAAUCCCGGCGAAGCAAUUGAUGUAUCGGAAGUUGAGAUUAUCGACGUCUUUGGUAAUCCGCCUCCCACACCGCCGGAUUCUAGUAUUCCUACUCCGUAUCCGGUUGAUUUGUCGGAGACAGAGUCGGAUUUUGUGAGCGGUAAUAACUAUGAAUCGCCGAUCAGUGAGAUUCUUUCUCGAUUAGGGAUUAAAUUGAAGAGAGAGUGGUGGGUCUCUUGUCUUUCAGGACUUGAAAUUUCGAUUCCGCAAUUUUCCCGCCUCGAUGUUGCAGCGAAAGCUAAGCAUUGCUUUGAGCAGUUCAUGUUUUCCGAUAUGAAUAUAUGCGGAGGUGGGGUUCUUCCUCGGAAUGUUGCGUCUAUGAAUCUUAUAGAACUCCCUGGUCCGUUUGUUCUUCAGGUUGAUGAGAUUGUUAACAUUGGAUGUCCACUCAAAGGAAGGUAUGAAAACGCUAAUGCAGGGCUGAAGAGGUGCCUUAAGCUGUCCAUGACAGAUGGUGUUCAACGCGUUUUUGGUAUGGAAUACAGGCCUAUUAAAGAUCUUCAAGUCUUGUCUCCUGCUGGUUUAAAGAUUGUUGUAUCUAGUGUACAAGUUCGGCAUGGACUUUUAAUGCUAGUACCUGAAAUUGUAGAAGUUUUAGGAGGGAUGGUUGAAGAACUUGAAGAAGCAAGAAAGCGUCUGGUUGUUGAAGUAAACAAACCUCCACGAGGGAAAAGAACAACGAGAGGAGUGGUUCCUUCAUUGGCAACCAGAGCAACUCUAGCGGCGUGGUCGCUAAAUGGCAAUGAUACUGGCAAUCAUGUAAAUAGUUCUACCUCAGGCAAUGCUAGUCAGGCUCAGGCCAAUGUUCAAGGCGUACCCGUAAAUGUAACGGGAACUCACAAUAGUUCACGGAGAAUGGAUGAGCCUCCUGCUUCUACCAAUGUGGAAGCUACUGUGUCAAGGGUUGAGCAUAUGCAGAUUGAUACUGCUUCUGCGCACGGGGAAAGAACGUUUUCUGAUGUACACUCAACUUCUAGUAACAUUCACCGGGCAUCAUCCACAGCUGGUACUAGUUGCAGUGGUACAAGAUCUUUUUCCAACAGCGUUGGUGGAAAUACAUUGGAUCAACAAACAUCUAACGUGACUUCAUUUGUUGAAGAAAUGCAUAUUGAGACUGGUCGUGUAAGGGACACAACGUCUCAUGUACAUGGUUCAGGUUCAGGCGGUCUAGCAGAUGUAGAAGUCAGUAAUAUGGUUAUCGAUUUGGAAGGACCUUCUGUGCUUACAAAUACAGAGAAGCCUUUCACUUACUUAGCCGAGUUGUCUCAAAAAUGGGCAGUAAUGAAAGAUACCAUGCAUUCUGUUCAAGGAAGGAUCAAAUGCUUCCUAACCGGAGUGAAGAAAUUCCAGUUCAAGCAACAAUCUACGUAUGAGCUUCUAUGUUACGUCGAUGAUGGUAGUCUCAUCUGUGAGAUCUUGCUCCAUAACGACGUUGUACAAAACAGGAUAGGUCAUUCAUCCAUGGAAGUCACAGCUGCUCUUUCCUCUUCAGCACCAACAUCAGUAAAUGCCAUGAUGAAAGAGAAACUGAAACGCUUCCAGUUUUUUCUCGCUGACUUCGAGGGAAUAAUGGUGGUAGAAAUGAACAGAUCGUCGCAAUAUCCGGUAGCAAUUGAAAUGAAUCAGGGAUGUUCGUUAACUGAUGCUCGGUUACUCUUUGAAAGAAUCAAAUCAUCCUCAAACUUAAAUCCAGUUCUUGUUCUAUCCCCUUGAGUCUUGAUCUAGUAGUCAACUAAAAGCUUGUGAAACAGUGAGAGCUUUUGGUGACUUGACUUCCUUUAUAGCUCUGCUUAGGAAUGACUUCCUGGUUCAACUAAACCGGGUAUAUCAUUCUGGGUAAUUAAAUUGAAUCCGGCGGGUAGUAUACUUCCCUGAUUCCAGUUCUGCUCUUUUAAAGAUAAAUCUAUAGAAAACAAGUAGUUCUUUUUUCUUUUCAAACAAGUAGACUUAGGUGUGUAAAUUUUUUUAAUGAACUUGUAUGUUUUAGAGGAUAAAACAAAGGUUUAUAUAUAUGGCAGAUUGUUAUGAAUUUAUUGUCAUUUGGUGAUCUUGAU
Molecule: messenger RNA, 2318 nt
Organism: Camelina sativa (false flax)
Lineage: Eukaryota; Viridiplantae; Streptophyta; Magnoliopsida; Brassicales; Brassicaceae
Product: recQ-mediated genome instability protein 1-like
Biological process (GO): resolution of meiotic recombination intermediates; double-strand break repair via homologous recombination
Cellular component (GO): nuclear body; RecQ family helicase-topoisomerase III complex
Molecular function (GO): nucleotide binding
Source: RefSeq, a predicted model, not a curated record